This is a messenger RNA of Eremothecium cymbalariae DBVPG#7215, 1134 nucleotides long. RefSeq names its product Yrb30p (gene YRB30). Gene Ontology annotation, cellular component: nucleus; cytoplasm. The coding region runs from base 1 to 1134 and encodes 377 amino acids. NCBI's taxonomy places the organism in Eukaryota, Fungi, Ascomycota, Saccharomycetes, Saccharomycetales, Saccharomycetaceae. The transcript has a single exon. Gene Ontology annotation, molecular function: GTPase regulator activity. The record is from RefSeq and is a predicted model, not a curated record.
AUGGAUGAGUUACUUUCUAGAGCAGGCAGCCAGGCAGUUUCAUUUGCUAUCAAGUCCAGUGUUUCACUUGCAUCUACUUAUGCAAUAAAACAAUUCACAAAGUUUCUGACCAACGUUCCUCAAAAAGAUGCUAACAGGCUUGAAAAGUUACGAAGGCAGUUGGAAACGCGCAUUGAUAUUAUUAAUAAUGCUAUUGGUUUAAUCAAGCUUUGUGUUGUUAGAGGGAAUACAAAUCUGGGUUCCACCUUGUCUUUGAUUCUAGACUUGAAGGAUGAGUUAAAUGGAUUCAACAUUGAAAUGGACCAGCUUGCAUUAGAUUCCGCAGGCGUUAAUUUUAUAGGGUUGAAAGAGAAUGGAGGGAAAAAGAGUGCAGUAGCAUUGAUGGAGGCAAGAAUGAAUGAGCUCAUCCAUCGCAUUGAGUUAGUCAUCCCCCUGAUUAAUCUAUCUAUGACAACAUCUGGAGUCAGUUCUUCAAUGAAACUUCCCAAUAAUGUAUCACCUAGUUUACUACUGCAGGCAUCCAACAUGGUAAUUAAAUCGAACGAAAAUGCUGCUGCUACUCAAUAUGAACACGAUAUCCAAGUGGGGCCUUUAUUUGAAGUGACGUCUUUCAAUGUAUUUGAUAAGUCAUCCAAAAUAAUUUGGAAGGAACAUAUCACUCGGUGUGAUUUAAGAAUUGUUAGAUAUGCUGCUCACAACAAGGAUAAUAUUGAUUACAAUUACUACAUUGAAUUGAGGGAGAAUUUUAAUGAUGGUCGAUACCAUGACUUGAAAGAAGAUCAACCAAAAAAAUCGCGUUAUCAAAUACAUCAAAUAGUUCGUCUAUUUUUCACUGUGUCUGGAAAACUAUUGAACCUAGAGGAACGUGACUCUCCGGUCCUUGUGUUGAAACUCGACAAAAACUUAAAAAGGGACGGCAAUUCUUCAUCUACGGAAGAUAUUGAGUGGAUUGCCUUUGGAGAAUACGAAGAAGUCGUUGAUGACUCAGAGAGUGAGGCUGGCGAAGAAGAGGCAGAAGAAGAACAAAAAAAGAGGGUACUAAGGAAAUUGACGAAGGAAAGGAUGCGAAUGAAGGUUGCGACGAAGAAGAAGUUUACGAUAGUGCCCAAGAGGACGAAUCGCACGGAGAGUUAA